Messenger RNA from Danaus plexippus (monarch butterfly), 3657 nucleotides. Its product is annotated as pickpocket protein 28-like. Lineage: Eukaryota; Metazoa; Arthropoda; Insecta; Lepidoptera; Nymphalidae. Gene Ontology annotation, cellular component: membrane. The transcript is spliced from 14 exons. The coding region runs from base 28 to 1719 and encodes 563 amino acids. The record is from RefSeq and is a predicted model, not a curated record. Gene Ontology annotation, biological process: sodium ion transmembrane transport. Gene Ontology annotation, molecular function: ligand-gated sodium channel activity.
UUUAGAUCUUUCGACCAUGUUGGCAGCAUGAAACGACGCUCCAGAUCCAGAAGUGUUGGAAGUAUUAAAGAUAUAACCCUAGAGGCAAAUGAAAAUCUUUCCAAGGACGAAGAAGUGAAAACAAAAAAACAUAAAUUAGGUUUACUCAAAAAGCAUUUAAUUGACUACUCAGCGAACUCAAAUCUCCACGGACUUAAGUACAUUGGUGAAAAGGACAGAACUCUGUUUGAAAAAAUUUUCUGGCUGUUAAUGUUUUCCUGUUCUUUAAUAUUCUGUAUUGGAAAGAUUCACUUAAUAUGGAUUAGAUGGAACGAAAGUCCCGUAAUUGUAAGCUUCGCGGAAAAAUCAACACCAGUUUGGCAGAUUCCUUUUCCGGCUGUAACAAUCUGUUCAGAAACAAAGGCGCGUCAAACGAUUUUUAAUUUAACAAAAUAUUAUCAUCUUUAUGACGACGACAUCACACGUUUAAAUUUAACCAAGAAAGAGCGCCGAUUAUUCGAAGAUGUUUCAAUGGUUUGCGAUGUGAACGUGGCAUCUUACUAUGGAACUAAAUUUUCUGAUGCAAAAGAAACUGUUCAAAAUAUUAAAGAGCUAUCUCCGAAAAUAAAUGAUACAUUUUAUGCCUGUGUUUGGAAGAACUCUCUAAGUAUCUGUUUAGACGAAUUUUUGCCGAUCAUCACUGAAGAAGGUGUUUGCUACACCUUCAACACCUUGGGUGCUGAGGAAUUAUUUAGACUUGAAAACCUCAAUAAGGACUACGAUUACUUAGAAUAUUCCAAACGAAAUUCCAGUCUUUGGACGUUAGAAGAUGGAUAUCCAGCUGAUAGUCCGGUAGAGACAUACCCUCAUAGAGGAAUUGGUUUUGGCAUUAAAUCAGGAUUGAAUAUAUUUUUACAAUCUAAAGAAAUUGAUCAGGACUUCCUUUGUAGAGGUCCUGUUAAGGGAUUUAAGAUAUUACUGCAUAAUCCGGCCGAACUGCCUCGUCUUUCAAAACAAUACUUCAGGGCACCUUUAUCUCAUGAGGUGGUUGUUGCAGUUAAACCUAACAUGAUGACGACCUCUAAAGGCUUGAAAUCUCUUGAUUCUUCGAGACGUCAAUGCUAUUUCCCAACGGAGCGUUUCCUUCAGUAUUUUAAAAUUUACACACAGGCUAAUUGUGAAAUAGAGUGUCUAUCAAACUUCACGUACGCCAGAUGUGGCUGUGUUCAUUUUGGCAUGCCUCAUGGUCCUAAAAUUCCGGUAUGCAACGCCCGCAAAAUCAUCUGUAUGAGUACAGCACAAAUGGAACUAGCCACAGCAGAAAUACAAAGUCAUCUGGGAAAAGAUACAACUGAUAACGGCACUCUGGGUAACGCUCUGUUAGUAGCUACAAAAUGCAAAUGUCUUCAAUCCUGUACAUCUAUAGAAUACGAUGCUGAAACAUCACAAGGCGAUUACAAUUGGCAACCCCUAUUUAAAGCCCUCAAGAUAGAUAUUAGCAAAGAAGACACGGAUGUUUCUAUUAGUCGGGUUUCAAUUUUCUUCAAAGAAGACCAAUUCAUUACAUCACGAAGAUCUGAAUUGUAUGGUCAGACAGAGUUUUUAGCCAAUGUCGGUGGUCUGCUAGGACUCUUUUUGGGCUUCUCCAUACUAAGUCUAGCUGAAAUAUUGUAUUUCCUUACCUUGAGGAUAUGGUUUUUUGUGGAAUCGCAGCCAAGCAAAUUAGAAACAAUCCCUUAGUGAAAAUGGACGUGAUAAUUUCAAAUUAUUUCAAAUAUCUAUUCAUUGCAGACAAACGAUACACAAAAUAACAUAUAGAAGAUUUAAAAUUGUGUGAGAAAUGGGUUUUUUUCUUGUCAAUUGGAAUUAUUUCAAUUUUCAAUUAUAAAAGAAUUGUAAAUCGGUGUAAGCUUCUGUCUCUUAAAAAUCCUGUCAUAAUUUAUUAUUCAUAACCAUUUUGAAGAUGGAUAUUUAUAUAAUGUGUAGGGUCAUUUUUAUGGAAAACGAAUGUACGUGUAUUUUAUAAUAUAAUAAAAACAUAUGUGUAUCGAGAACGUAAGAUGUAGGCAAUUUCAAGAAAAACUGUAAAAUAAAAAAUAAACUUGUAUCCCAAGUUAUUGUAUUCGCUUAAAUCGAUUUCUGCUCAUUCGAAUCAUUUGUUAAUCAUAAUGGAAAUACGGAAAAGCAGAAGCUUACAUUCAAGUUUACAUCAUCAAGUUACGUACGGAGCGUUUCAAGUUUUUUAUUCACAAAUCUAAAAACAGCAUUAUGUUAAAUAAGUUUUGUGAAUGAAAAAUAAGAAACGCUCUGUAUGCACUUCCGCAGUUUGUAUAAAUGUACAAAUGAGAUGACGGCAAACAGUGAAAUCAUAUAUAAUCAUAUGGAUUCCCAGCGAUAGCUUAACACUGACCAAUUGAACGAUCAUAAAUUGACUCUCAUAGCAAUGCGUAUGUAAAUGUAUUUAUGAAAUAAAACUUUGAACCCUUAGUAAUUUGGUACGCGAUUAAUUCUUUCGAUUCAAAUCGAAUUAAUAAUAAUCGUCUGAUCUAUAUGGCAUCUAAAACGGUCAUCACUACUGGUAGUAAUUUCCUUGGUUAAAAUCUAGACCUAAUAACAAAAUUUAAAGGCUUUGAUCUACUCUAUUAUCUUUAAAUGAUAAUAUUCGUGUAGAUUACCCUUCAAACGACCUUUCAAACUGAUUUUGUUUUGUAAAAAACUUCCGCUUGCAUAUAUUGUGUUUCACGUUUGUCCUGGAACAUUAAAUAUUAAAUUUAAAUUCAUUAAAUGAGCACAAGGUUUUAUUUUCCUGCAAAUGUUCUUAAAGUGGUUACUGUAAAUCAGACGUUGCCAAACCAUAUUUACAAUAGGCGAAGAUGGCGUGACUAAAAGUCAGAAAUUCUUUUAUUUAGCGCAAAGUUGCUGUAACGAAGGUUUUUUCACCUUAAAACAAUACUUUUAUACAAAUGACUGAACUAGACAUUAUUAUGUUAUGAGUAAUAUAUAUUUCUUUCAAUAUUAUCUUUUUUUUAAAUAUGGCCUUAUUAUCUUCUUACAUACAUAUUCAUUCAGUUAUGUACAUACGUUUAGGAAUGUUACGAUUGACAUUCGACUUUUAUUUCAACCAAAGCCUAAACAAAAAAAACCUUGCAUAAGUAACCUUCAACGGGUUUAGAGAACUAUUAAAUUCAUUUUUACAGUCGUUAUUAUCUUGACCUCCACCCUUGAAUUAAAAGUACUUCCUCUUAUCCUCUCUGCAUCUACACGCCGGAAAAAAAAUCCUUCGUAUAAAAUGUCAUCCUCAUUAAUUCACAUAUUAUUUAUUAAUAAAAAACUUAUUAAUUUAUUCUUAUAGUAUAUUUCAAAUAUAUAUCAGAACUUAGAGUCUAGAUUAUAUUAUAGGUUAUAGAAGUAAUCGAAAUUAUUAUACUUUUAAUUUAAGAACAUUUAAAAAUAAGUGUCACCUCGGUAUUGAGAUUACAGUCAAAAUAUUAUUGUUUCUAAAUUUUAAUAUUUUUAAGUUAUUAUUAAAAAUUUAAAUUAUAAGCUACAAAAAUAUUAUUCAAACAUUUAAUAUAUUUAAAUAACAUUUUACAAAAUUUCUGAGCACGCAAUGUCCUUCACAGAAAGUCAAAAAUUUUGUAGAGCACAUUGAAAUAAAAUGACAUUAUUUGUAUUGAA